CAAGCGUAAUACACUGCCAACCCACAACUCUCUCCCAUUCAGUCAUUCACACACACAUACGAAGUUUUCAGAUUUGAGCAUACUUUUAGGUUCAAGUGAAAAUGAAGACAUCCUACAUGGUAGCUUACACUCUAUUGGUGCUUCUUCUGGCUCAAGAACAUGUCAAAGUGUCUGCUGUGACAUGCAGCCCAGCACAGCUGAGCUCAUGUGUGAGUGCAAUCACAUCUUCCACCCCACCAUCUAAACUAUGCUGCAGCAAGAUCAAGGAACAGAAGCCCUGCCUUUGCCAGUACCUCAAGAACCCGAACCUUCAGAAGUUUAUCAACACACCAAAUGCCAGGAAAGUUGCUAGCACCUGUGGAACUCCCUUCCCCAAAUGCUAGAUGAUCUAGGAGAACCUUAAGUAUAUGAUAUAGAUUUUCGUCUCUCACUUCUUCUGUAUCCUGAAUGAAUCAUGUGGGUUACUGCAUGAUAGAAGGGUGGCAGAGAUUAUGAGAGUCGGUGCUUUGCCUUAAAACCUGGUGUGGUAUAAUAUUGUGUAUGCUACUAGUAGUGGAGCACUAGUUAAUGGAAAUAAUGUUGGGGUCAUGGUCUCAUUUCACCAAUUUCUGUCUCUGGUGUGGUUUAUUGUAUACUAGUUGGAGAUUUGGAAGGCAUUUGCUGCAAUAUUUUGAAAUUUGGAAUCUAUAAUGGAUCAUUAGUUCAUCACAAAA
This is a messenger RNA of Populus trichocarpa (black cottonwood), 713 nucleotides long. Its product is annotated as non-specific lipid-transfer protein 2. The transcript has a single exon. Lineage: Eukaryota; Viridiplantae; Streptophyta; Magnoliopsida; Malpighiales; Salicaceae. Gene Ontology annotation, biological process: lipid transport. Bases 102 to 383 code for a protein of 93 amino acids. The record is from RefSeq and is a predicted model, not a curated record.